AUGGCAAUUGCAAGAGAUGCAGAGAAAUCAUUUGAUAAGAUUAAACAUCCCUUCUUGGAUCAGAUGUCCUAUAUCAUUCCAAUAGAUGAGACACUGUAUACUGUUCACCUUAAGCAGAGAUAUUUUUUAGUGGAUACUUUUAUGGUUUAUUUGUAUAAUCAAGGAUCUGAGAGUUCUCAUUCUUCGCAUAUUCAGCCUCAGUGCUACUAUCAAGGGUAUGUUGAAGGAUAUCCAAAUUCCAUUGUCACGCUCAGCACAUGCUCUGGACUCAGAGGAAUACUGCAAUUUGAAAAUGUUUCCUAUGGAAUUGAGCCUCUGGAAUCUACUGUUCAAUUUCAGCAUAUUCUUUACAAAUUAGGGAAUGAAAACAAGGAAUUAUCAAGUUUUAACAAUGAUACCAUGAGCUUAGGAAAAUACUCAAAUGACUACAACAUUUAUGUAGGUGAAAAACCAGAACCGCCUGUUCCAGGUAUAUUUCCUCUUUACCUAGAAAUGUACAUUGUGGUGGACAAAGCUUUGUAUGAAUACCUUGGCUCUGAUAGCAUGAUAGUAACAAGUAAAUUCAUUGAGAUUAUUGGCCUUGUAAAUUCAAUGUUCACCCAAUUUAAAGUUACUAUUAUGCUGUCAUCAUUGGAGUUGUGGUCAGAUGAAAAUAAGAUUUCUACAGUUGGUGAGGCAGAUGAAUUAUUGCAAAUAUUUUUAAAGUGGAAACAGUCUUAUCUUAACUUAAGGCCUCAUGAUACUGCAUAUCUAUUCAUUUAUAGGGAUUAUCCAGAUUAUGUGGGUGCAGUGUUUUCUGGAAAAAUAUGUGCUCCUCGUUAUUCUGCAGGAGUGGCAGUGUAUCCCAAGGAGAUGACUUUGGAGGAGUUUUCAGUUGUUGUAUCCCAGAUGCUGGCACUCAGUCUGGGGAUAUCAUUUGAUGAUCCAAAAAAAUGUCACUGCCCAGAAGCCAUCUGUAUAAUGAAUCCACAAGCUAUGACAUCCAGUGGUGCAAAGACUUUUAGCAGUUGCAGUUUGAGUGACUUUGAAAGUUUCAUUUCAAAUCAGGAUGCCAGCUGUCUUCAGAAUAAACCACAAAUGCAAAGACAGGAGGAAGCAGUGUGUGGAAAUGGCAGAGUAGAGACUGGUGAAGACUGUGAUUGUGGUACACAGGAACAAUGUGGGCCUGAAAAUUGUUGUGAUCAUCAAACUUGUAGGCUGAAGGCAGGACUAGAUUGCUUUGAAGGACCCUGUUGCCAAAAUUGCCGUUUUAAGCCCGUGAAUACUGUAUGCAGGAGACUUAAACAUCCUGAAUGUGAUUUCACUGAGUAUUGUAGUGGAAGAUCAGCAGAAUGUGCUGUGGAGAAGGUCAUACUCAACGGUGGACCAUGCAAAAAUGACGCAUUUAUAUGUUUUGAUGGAUACUGCCCAGAUAUUAAUGAACGUUGUCGUUCCUUGUUUGGCCCAAAUUCACAAAAUGCUCCAUUUGAAUGCUAUGAAGAAAUACAAUCUCAAAUGGAUAGAUAUGGGAACUGCGGUAAACAUGAAGGCAAAUAUAGGACCUGUGCACGGAGAGAUCUCGCAUGUGGACGAUUAGUUUGUACCUUUCCAACUACAAUUCCUUACAACAGAAGAGGCCCCGGUAUAACUUAUGCUCUUGUAAAAAAUAAACUAUGUGUGACUUUAGACUACAAAUUUAACGAGUCAGAAGCAGAUCCAAUGGAUAUCCAAAACGGCUCUGCCUGUGAAACAGAGAAGAUUUGUGUAAAUAAAAGGUGUGUGGAAGUAAAAGGACUUAAAGCUAUGGCAAAAAAUUGUAGUGAUACAUUGUGCAAUGGAAAUGGAGAAGAGAGAAACAGCAAGAGAGCAAGCAAUCUCAUCUGCUGUCUUACUCUCCAAAUGCCCACUACAACUGAGGAUGAGCCUGUUCAAAGCCAGGAACUCAAGAUCAAUCUGUAUCUCCAGGUUUUCAGCAAGGACACAAGUACUUGA
Molecule: messenger RNA, 1971 nt
Organism: Lepus europaeus (European hare)
Lineage: Eukaryota; Metazoa; Chordata; Mammalia; Lagomorpha; Leporidae
Product: disintegrin and metalloproteinase domain-containing protein 32-like
Exons: 17
Coding region: 1-1971 (656 amino acids)
Biological process (GO): proteolysis; cell adhesion; binding of sperm to zona pellucida
Cellular component (GO): plasma membrane
Molecular function (GO): metalloendopeptidase activity
Source: RefSeq, a predicted model, not a curated record